Messenger RNA from Blepharisma stoltei, 4565 nucleotides. Lineage: Eukaryota; Ciliophora; Heterotrichea; Heterotrichida; Blepharismidae. The record is from the annotation of a GenBank genome assembly.
AUGACUGAGCAGACAUCAAGAAGUCUGAUAGAAUCAUCAAAUUUGGUCCCUAAAGAAGAAUUAAUAAAUCUUGUUGACACUUAUAUGGACAGAAAGUUCGAUGAAGAAAUUACCACAAUUGAAAAUCGUGGCGGAAUUGAAAAUUUCCAAGAAUUGUUGGACGUUGAUUUCCGCCAAGGUCUCAAUUCUAAUGGCAGAUUUGAAGGGAGAAUAGCUGCCUAUGGUACAAAUAAAAGAGAAGAAAAAAGACUUGAUACUUUUUGUGAACUUUGCUGGGAUGCACUUAAAGAUAAAAUACUUAGGAUUCUUUUAUUUAUGGGGGUACUUAGUCUAGUCAUUGGGGCUACAUUAGAAGAUCAUCCAGAAUAUGGCUGGAUUGAAGGGUUCGCAAUUCUGAUGGCUGUUUUUAUUGUGGUUAUGGUUACUUCUGUUAAUAAUUAUUUAAAGCAAAAAAAAUUUGCUGAGCUAAGAAGUUUUCAUAAAAAUAGGGCACUGAUCACAGUACUAAGGGAUGGAGAAUUCAAAUCUCUACACCCAAGCGAAAUAUUAGUAGGAGACAUAGUAAAACUAGUGCAAGGUGAAAUCAUUCCAGCUGAUGGGAUUCUUAUUAAAGCUGAACGUCUCCAAACAAAUGAGUCUUCGCUUACAGGAGAGAAUGACAAUGUCGAUAAAGAAGGUCAUGAAGAGUGCUUAAAAAGACUUAACGAGUUCCUCAGAAAAGGAACCCGAGCUGAAGGAGAUCAUGCCAAAAGAGAAAUCCCUUCACCUGUUGUAAUCUCAGGGACUAAUGUAGUCGAAGGAAGCGGAAUAAUGGUAGCCAUCGCUGUUGGAAUUUACUCAAAAGAAGGCAGAAUCACUGGCCUUGCUGAACAAGAUGACGAAAUGACUCCUUUAGAAAUCAAGCUUGAAAAUCUUGCAGAUAAAAUUUCAGGAUUAGGAUUGAUGGCAGGAGGCUUUGUAGUUUUGAUUUUAUGGCUGAGGUUCUUUAUCGAGCUGGGAACUGGAAAUAAUGAAUGGAGUACUGGAGAUAGCAUUAAUGACUUAAUUGAUGCAGUUAUUGUAGGAAUCACUGUUAUUGCUGUAGCUAUUCCAGAAGGUCUACCGUUGGCUGUUACUAUAUCUCUGGCUUAUUCAGUUAGAAAGAUGCAAAAAGACCAAAACUUAGUAAAAAGACUUCAUGCUUGCGAAACCAUGGGAGGAGCAGACUGCAUUUGUUCAGAUAAAACUGGAACUUUAACAAAAAAUUUAAUGGAGGUCCAAAGAUAUUCUGUUGAUGGAAAACUAAUUGACAGUACCAAGCUGAAAGAGAUCUUUGAAAAGCAUUCGGAUUACUUCGAUUUCUUAAAAGACGCAAUAUGUUUAACUACCUCCGCAAGGCUAGAAGAUGAUAAAGAAAUUGGUUCAAAAACUGAGCUCGCCAUGAUCAAGUUGCUUGUAAUGCUUGGAUAUAAUGAUUAUAUGAAAGUUAGGCAAAAUUUUAUUAAUGAUACUUUAGCAACCAACCCGUUUGCUUCGAAAAGAAAAAGAGGUAGCGCAAUUGUAAAAUAUGAUGAAAACUUGACAAGAAUAUAUGUGGUUGGAGCUUCUGAAUAUCUAGUAGAAUCUAGCAAAAGAAUUCUCUCUUUGGAUGCGACUUUAACAGAUGUUGAAGAAGAUAGAAGGUAUCAGUUAAAGAGAGAUAUUGAAACUAUGGCUGGGCAGGGCUUAAGAACACUAGGAAUUGCUUUUAAAGACUUAACUGAGGAUGAUAUGGAAAAAUUAAAGAAAGUCGACAAAAACGGAAUCCCAGUCUUAGAAAAGAAAGGACUAAACUUGAUUGGGAUUUUCGGAAUUUAUGACCCUCCAAGAAAUGAAGUGCCUGAUGCAAUCCAAGCUUGCAAAAAAGCUCAAAUAAAAGUCCGAAUGGUGACUGGCGAUAAUCCUAUAACUGCUUUAGCUAUUGCAAGAAGCAUCGGAAUUGCAGAUGAUAAUAGCAUAGCUAUGAUCGGAGAAGAUUUCAGAAAAGAAGUAGGAGGCGUCGUAUGUGAAGAAUGCAAGACUGAGCUUUGUGACUGUCCUAGAAAUUCCAAAAACGCUGGAGAUAAAAAAGUGAGAAAUGACGUGGUCGGGAAUUUCGAGAAUUUCAAAAAAAUCAUAGGACAUCUUGACGUUCUGGCAAGAUCUCAGCCAGAAGAUAAAUAUAACUAUUGUGCGCAAUUAGUUCAUAUAAGAGCCAUUUAAGCUUGAACUUAAUAUGGCUUCUAAAAACUUUUAGCUAUAGCAUUAUGAAGGUAAAUCAGUUUGCUAUUGAUAAACUUACUAAUCCUAAUGAAUAUUGUAUAUUUUCAAAAUGCAAAUCAGACAUAUAAACCCAAAAUUAUAAGGCAGCUUAUAUGAAUGCUCGAACUAUAUACACUUGUGACUGGACUUAAACAAAUGGGAAGCGUUGUUGCAGUUACAGGAGAUGGAACUAAUGAUGCACCUGCUCUUAAAAAGGCAAGCGUUGGGUUUGCAAUGGGAAUUGCAGGUACUGAGCUGGCUCAAGAAGUCGCUGAUAUUAUUUUACUUGAUGAUAAUUUUAGCUCAAUUGUAAAAGCUGUCAAAUGGGGAAGAAGCAUUUAUGAUAACAUCCAAAGGUUUAUUCAAUUCCAGCUUACUGUAAAUGUAGUAGCUGUAACUUGUGCAAUUGUUGGAGCUGUUACAAUUAAGCAGUCUCCUUUAACAGCAAUUCAGCUUCUUUGGGUUAAUCUCAUUAUGGACACUUUGGCAUCUCUUGCUCUUGCGACUGAGCCCCCAACAGAUGCUUUGUUAACUCUACCUUACUACUAAUAAGCAAUACAUGCACGUUGUUGAUUUUCAAUUUUAAAAUAAAAUAAAACAAAAUUCAAUAAAAUUUUAUUUAAUUUUGAAGAGCAGAUUUAAUAGAAAUUUUAUUAAAUAGUUAAAUAUAUUCAUUACGCUUGAUUAAAUAGCACUUAUAUAUUUGCUUCAAGCUUAUAUUAUUUGCAUUUUUUAAAUAAUUCCAAAUAUUAUUUUGUGUAGUUAUGCCCAAUAAGGAUUUUAUAAGGUGAUAUAAUUGGUUCCAUAAAAUCUUAACAAUCUUGGUAAUAAUAAUGGCUAAGGUUAACUAGAAAGCCUCACAAUAUGUCAGAUUUUAUUAUCACCGCAAGAAUGUUCAAGCACAUAUUCGGCCAAGCUAUCAUUCAAGUUGCUAUAUUAUUUGCUAUGAUGUAUGCUGGGGAAUAUUUCAUUCCUGAAUAUGGAUCAGGGAAAAGAAUUUUAUACAACCCAAGAAGUGGCGACUAUGUAAGAUCGGGGAGAGACUACUAUUUCAAUGGUGACAAAGAUUAUUAUGACUUGUACAACGACCCAGAUAUAGGUCCAAGCAGGAUGAUGACUUUUAUUUUUAAUGUUUUCGUCUUAUUCCAGCUUUUUAAUGAAAUAAACUCUAGAAAAUUGUUAGACGAGACUUGGAUUUUAUCAAAUAUUACGAAAAGCUGACUCUUUGUAUUCAUCUGGUUUGUUACUUUUGGAGUACAAGUUAUUAUGGUGCAAGUUGGAAGUUGGGCAAUGAACUGCCAUUUGGAUGGACUUACUGUUGAGCAAUGGUUCAUUAGUAUUGCAUGGGGAUUCGUACCUAUCGUGUGAAGAUGGGUAAUCGUUUUAAUUCCAUUUAACCAUGAAAUACAUGCUGAUGAUACAAAGCCUGCUACUCAUCUUGCAAGCAGCAUUCAUAAAGGAAGUCAAAGCCUUAUUCCCCCCGCCCGUUAUACAGGGUACAAAAAAAUUCUGUUCCUAUUUAAAAUGCUGAUUUUUUUAGAUAAUAUAUUUUUUUUACAUCAUAUAAUAUUUUGUACAAUUUAUCAAUUCAAAUAAAAAUUUCUAAUAAAUAGUUGGACUUUUAGAAAAUAAGAUAUCGAGGCUAUCGAUUUUGCAAAAAAAUAAAUAUCAACUAUUUACCUAUAAUUAAUAAGAAAUUCCUAGUAUUUUUCAAUUUAAAGUAUCGAAUUUCAAAAAAAAUAAUUUUAUUAUAUGUAUAAAGGGGAAUUAGCAUUAUUAAAAGUCAGCGUUAGCCAUAUUGAGUUCACCUGCUUUUCGACUCUAGUCCAGAGUUUCUAUCCCUUUUAUAAGUGUCCUGUCGGUAUCUUCUGUCUCCUCCUUGUUUUGAGGCUUCAAUCUUAAGUUGGUGGCUUAUGGAUUUCUGUGACCCUACUACGGGCGAUUGGAGUAGCUUGCUUCCAAGGAUCCUUGGAGUCUAUCGGAUGUCGAAGUGGUUUUCUUUGCAGCCACAGGAAUAAGACUGUUUCCCUGUGGCCUAGGCCGAAACCCCCUGCUUCUCGGUAGAGGAGUGCCAUGGGUCCUCGAAUCUAAAGGAAAGGUGCUGAGUGCCUCCAUUUCCAACCACAGGCAAGAAGCCAAAACCUACCUGAAUACACACCAACAUGAUUCUCAGCUCGGAAUACGCCGUAGCCAUAAGGUCCGGACGACUGCGUCAAGAGGGCAGCCUGACACGUGUCGCCAUUUUAAAUGCAUAUAUGUCUAAAGGGGGAGCUAAGCAUCAUAUAUCAAGCAAUUAUAAUCCUUAA